Vigna unguiculata (cowpea) is the source of this 1341-nucleotide messenger RNA. The record is from RefSeq and is a predicted model, not a curated record. Lineage: Eukaryota; Viridiplantae; Streptophyta; Magnoliopsida; Fabales; Fabaceae.
AUGGAUAAAUCUUGGAUCAAGUUGCCACGCAAUACACCAGCGUAUUUGGUGGGACUAAAUAGCUUUUUAGAUUUUGCAUUUCAACAUGGAGCUAGUGCGGGACUAAAUAGCUUUUUAGAUUUUGCAUUUCAACAUGGAGCUAGUGCGAGUACGAUAAUAUGUCCAUGUAGUAAAUGCAGUUUUAGGAAGUGGAGAACUCGACAAGAAGUUUCUGACCAUUUGGUUUGUAAACCCUUUCCUCAAGGUUACACAUUUUGGUGUCGUCAUAGGGAGACAAUGUCAGGGGAGCAUGUAUUGGUGAAUGGAGAGGGCAUUACAAAUAUAGAAAAUAAAAAUCCAAUGCAAAUAAUGAUAAAUGAUGCAUUUGGAUUAUUUGGCACAUGUACCAAUGAAGAGUCAUUUACAUCAUCAUUUGAACAUAGAGAUGAGGUUGAAAGAGACGUAUUGGAAUCACAACAUGGAGGAAAUAUUAUGCCUAAAGAUUUGUUUGAUUUACUUAAAGAUGGGGACCAACCACUCUAUGAUGGAUGCACAAAGUAUUCAAAUUUGUCUUUCUUGGUGAAAUUAUAUCACAUUAAAGUUUUGUGUCAAAUUAGCAACAAAGCAAUGGACAUGAUCCUUAAGUUGUUGCAUGAUUCUUUUAAACAUGUAAGCAUCCCUUCAUCUAAUUAUGAUGCAAAGAAGCUCCUCAACAAGCUUGGCCUUCAUUAUACUAAAAUUCAUGCUUGUCCUAAUGAUUGUAUGUUAUAUUGGGGAGAAGAUGAAGAUAAAGAGGAAUGCAAAACAUGUAAGAGUUCAAGAUGGAAGAAAAAGGGUCAUGAAACUACUAGUGAACACAAUUUGAUAAAUGAGAAGCAACAUAAAAAAUUGCUAGCAAAAGUUUUACGGUACUUUCCGUUGAUCCCACGGUUGAAAAGGAUGUUUAUGUCUUCAAAGACAUCUAAGAGUAUGGUUUGGCACACUGAGAAUAAUACCAAUGAUGGAUUGAUGAGGCACUCCAAAGAUUCACAGGCUUGGAAGACUUUUGAUCUAAAAUAUCCUGAUUUUGCUUCGGAUCCUCGAAAUGUACGAUUGGCCUUAGCAAGUGAUCGUUUUAAUCCCUUUAGAUCCUUGAGCAAUAGUUAUAGUAUUUGGCCAUUGGUUCUCAUUCCAUACAACACUCCUCCAUGGAUGUGUCUGAAACAAACAAACUUUAUUCUCACAAGCAUAAUUCCUAGAAAGCGAAUGCUAGGUAAUGACAUUGAUGUUUACAUGCAGCCCCUUAUAGCAGAGUUGAAAGAGUUGUGGGAAAAAGGUGUUGAAACAUACGAUGCUUCAAAGAAUGAAGUGUUUAUGAUGUGA